GGGGAAUCCGUUUAUGAAGAACAUGAUAUAGCAACCAUGCACGCAUGGAACAGAACACCAGCACCACCUCGAUCAUCUUAUAGCAGCCCUCCUCCUUCUUCGAAUCGAUAUAGAACUUCAUUCGACAAUGUUGCUUUGUAUGCCGCAUCUCCACGAUCACCAGCACCUUCUUCCGCUCCACCUGCUUAUCCUCCUGCACAUGGAAUGUACUCUGGAUAUUUUGCACAAAGUGAACCUUCUCCGGACAAUUAUUAUUGGUACGCUGGAGCACCUCCUUCUGUUGCUUCUUCGCAAACAAGGCAUCAUCACCAUCCUCCAAGCUCGGCACCAGGUGAUGUGUACAGCAGAGAAGAUGUUCCCGGCUUCUUUGGCGUACGUGCUCCCCAUCAUCAUCCGGGAAAUACAUCAAGACAAGCAAUACAUGGCGAAAAUUUGCCAAAUUUCCCCCAAUGGUCAAGAACCUGGUAUGAUGGGCAUAUGUCAGCAAACGGACAUGCAUAUACCAGUGUCCCUCCUCCUGACGGUGCAAGCGGAUGGGAAUCCGAUUCGUUGACCCGAAGCGGUGGAGUGAUGCCGGGUGCAUAUGGCCAUGUGUAUGGUGCACGUGGAAAUGUUGCUGAUAUGGUCAAAGAGGAACGAAUACGAAUGCUUGAAAAACAAUUUGGCAAGCCAAAGAUCUCUCACGGAGAUGAUGAUGAUGAGACUCUUGAUGAACGUGACAGUGAUUCAAUUGAAGAUGUCGAUUUGCCGCUCGGUGCGGUCAACAGCCGCGGAAAACUAGUCACCGAAAGACCAAAGUGGAAAACUGGAAUUCGAUGGUUGAUCGGUUUCGCUUCAAUUGCUUGCUUUGCUCUUGGGAUAGGGAGUGCAUUGCUGAUCAAACCUGGACUCAAUGCGCCUGCCGCACGUGGAUCGAUUGCAUCCUACAUCCUGUACAUUGCAUCGACCAUCACGCUUGUUCUGAUCUUGUACUUGUUUGUCUUUCGACCAUGUUGCUGUGAUCCUAUGCGAAAGGAGAUGAAGAUGGGUGGAGGUGCCGACAAUCCAUUAGGAGGGAUGAUCAUCCCUGUUCUUACAAAUGGAGGUGGACCAAAAAAGAAACCUUUUCGAAAAGGUAAGAGAGGGAUGAUGAUGAUGGCACAACAGGCUCCUACGGUAAAUUUGAUCGUUGAUCCUGCUCUUUUAGGAAUCGGCAAAAGAGACGAUCCCGAUGAUGAAGAAGAUGAACGUCUGCCGGGUGAUGCACGAAGAUCUUCGCGACGAAAGAACGGUGUUGGAGUGUUGGGAAAUAUGCAAAUGCAAAAGAGAUGGAUGAUGGCUCGCAAGACGUUAAAAUUGGAAACCGUUUGGGAUGCUAUCCUUUGCGUAAUUUGGAUUGCCGUUGUGGUUGUUGCUCUUGGUUUCGGUAAAAAAUGUCCGCCUGGCGAUGGAAAUGGAUGGUGCAAUUAUUAUAACGGUGCCAUUGCUUGUGGAGCAAUCAUGGCUGCCCUAUUUGCCGGGGUAUUAUUCUUGGAUUAUCGAGAUUUGAAGAUGAGCAAAAAGCCACCA
Meira miltonrushii is the source of this 1548-nucleotide messenger RNA. RefSeq lists its product as uncharacterized. The transcript has a single exon. The record is from RefSeq and is a predicted model, not a curated record. NCBI's taxonomy places the organism in Eukaryota, Fungi, Basidiomycota, Exobasidiomycetes, Exobasidiales, Brachybasidiaceae. The annotation marks the transcript as partial.